UUUGUGAUAUUAGCACAGAAAUGCAUUUGCUAAAUGCUAAUUUGGGCAGUUACAUUGAGGCAUAAUGACAAGAGAAAAUGUCUUUAUCACUGGAUUAUAUUACAGAUGAAAAAUGGAUUGUUUUUGUCUUCUGGAAGUUGCCAUGGUUUGUGUUGUGAAUUUGGUACAGCCAUUUAAUGCUGUAAAUAUCUAGGAAUUGUGUUAGCCUAAAAAUAUGUAUCCAAUAUCUAUAGCUAAAUUCAAAAAAUGUUGCAGUUAUUCUUAAGUUCCAUUCCUAAAGGAGUAAUGUACACACGAACCCCUCUAUUUCAUACUCUCAUGGGAGACGGAAAGUAGUUCGAGAUAGUGGGAGUUUGAAAUAGCUGAUAGUAAAUGACUGAAGGGCAAAAUUCAAGGGAAAUGGUUUUGAAUUCAAAAUAAGCAAGUUGGAAUCAGUGGAGUCCAGCUAUAUUCUGUAUUAGUAAUGGGCUGAAAUGCAACCUGAACUUGCAAGAAUAACUUGCAAAAUUUUGUGUAUGUGGUAGGGUUUUUUAUUUACCUUUAUUCCAUGGAAACUGCAUUACUCUGUUUAACAAGUUCAACCCUGCUUGUUGAGGGAAUUUAGUUGUGGUCACAAUUCAGGCCUGAAAGAAAUGAGACUGCAAGGACACGGGAGAGGUCAUUGCAUUUUUGUUUACGAUUAACAAACACAAAAACUGGGCCACCCGCACAUUUCAGAACUGUGUAACUGUAAUGAAGGGAAAUUGAUUGAUCUGUAGGCCUGUUUGUGUUUUUUUGGGGGGGCUACUUUGGAUGGAUUUGCAUUUUCUCAAAGGUUGUUUUAAUCAAUUGAGCUUGAACCAUGAUGCAACAUCUCUUGAGUUAUUUCUCCAGUUCCUCAAAAUGUUCUUGUGUUUCUGUUCUCUUCGGAAGUGCAAUAUUUCUCCCUUUUAACCAGAUAUUGAUAUUUAAACUUUGUGCAGUUACAGUGUGAGAAUCUGCCAGGAUAAAAUGGGAAACAACUCUUGGUAUCAGUGCCACAUUUUUCUGUGAUUACAAAAUUUGACCAAAGGAUUGGCUUAUGUUUUAGCUGUACAAGACCACAAGAAGUUGAAUUGAUACAUGCUUUCCAUGCAUGGUGGCCUAUCAGUUCGAAUUGGAUUCUGGGUUAAAGUCAAGCACACUCAUCCUUGUAGUUUGCUCUUGGGGUUCACAGUUCCAUUUAUCACUCACUGCAUGUAAAAUAAAUGAAGUGUGUCUGUGAACUUCAGUGUCAUCGUAGAUCAGGAAGGGGCCCAGACUGCUCCCAUUAAAAAAUUAGCCCCUACCCACUUUUCAACAAAACUGAUCUGCCACAGAAUGAGAGAAUGUCCUGGGAUACUUGUAACCAGUAGCCUGCGAAUGUAGACGUAUUUUCGGCUGUCACUUGCCUCUGGCAAAAAUAAUUUGUUACCUGGAUACAUUGCAUCCAGCUACAAAUACUGGUGUUAAAGGCCCAGUAUUGGCCAUUAUGCUUCGCGCGCCUCUGUUGUUGUUUUGGAUUUCACAGGAGGGAGGCGUCUAUUGUUUUCAAGUUCUAUUCUGGCGACAAACAAAAGAAUCCCCAGAAAUUAAUUUCGACAUCACAACAAUGGCUGCCAAGAGAUCACAGCGUGCAGUGCUUAAUGGGAAAUACUGUGUCUUUAAAUACAAGGUGCUAGUACAAAUGGAGCUCAAUUCAAUGCAAAGUCAAAAUUGAUCAUGGACUUAGGAAUCUUGUACUGACAUUCCAAAAUGUCAGGAAAGGAUCGCUUUUGAUAAUAAUAUUAUCUGUGAUUUUGGCACUUGAAAUGUGAGUGCUCAGCUUAAUGCUGAAGAGAAGGGUGAUACAGUGCCAGGCUGCCCUGUUGAGGCCCCUAUAAGGGUUUUCAAAAAUCUGGAUGGUUAAAGCAGAUAUGCAGGGAUAUAGAGUAGGAAGAUUAUUAAUUUGCAAAAGGUUAAGUUUUAAGCGAUAUGGGAUAUGUUUAGGUCAAAAAAUUAAUGGGAUAUGGGACACUCAGACCCCAUCCCCCCAACCCCAGGAAGAUAGGUGGAGAUCACCUCUGAAAACCUUUGGUUGGAGUGUGACCCAUUUCUUUUAUCUGUAGUCUUACAUCCUUAGAGAGUAUCCCCUUCCCCCUGUCCAUACUUCUUAACACCUGACAUAAUAUCAGGGUUUGAGAUGGGUGGGUGGGUGAGGCUGUAAAUAUACAGGCACCAUUGCUAUCAGGAUGCAUCAGUUACUGACCGAGUGGAAAAUGUUUUGGUCACCUGCAACCAUAAAGUCAGUAACUGAGCAGUAACACUGUGUUGGACAGGUUCUAACCCCAUGGUCUAUUUGCCUCCGCUCUGAGCCCGUCAAGUGUUGUUCAGCGGUUAAAGGGCAACAUUUCAAUAUGGUGGACGGUGGGUCUUCGAAGUUGUUGGUAAAACACUUGCCUUCGCAGCUUAGUGUAAGCGAUAAAACCGACUUAUUAAAACACUUUGGAGCUAAAGAAGUAAUAUGUAUGGAAAGACGAGGAAAAUUGAAAGAUGCUGCUUUUGUUGAGUUUUCCACCCAGGCAGAAGCAGUGAGGGCACUCUCUCAGUUACACCAGUCUGAGGUCCUUGGCAGCAUAUUGACAGCAGAGUAUGCCAAACCCUUUCAUGAACGUCUUGCAGCUCAGCAGUGUAGCAGAGUGGAGCCUAAGACAGAGUUGGAUGAAAAAACCAAGAAUGAGAAGGACACACAAAAACAAGAAACACAACAAGGAAGCAAAGAGAAAGUCAAAUCCAACAUCCAAGGAAUUGCCCCAGGACUAGGAAUCAAGUACAGUAGCAAUCCAAGUCUUCACUAUGUGUAUCCUCCAGUGAACUCAGCAAUCCUCACCAACAUUGCUCACACAUUAGCUUGUGUUCCAAGAUUUUAUAUCCAGGUUUUGCAUCUGAUGAAUAAAAUGAAUCUCCCAGCUCCAUUUGGCCAGGUGACCCCUACCCCACCUGUGUUAGGUGAAGUACCUGAGGGACCACAGACAACAGUCGCUUCAUCAGAUGGUGAGAUACCUAUGUCCAGUGAUGAGUCAGAAAUAGAAAGUGAUGAGGAGGAAAGAGAAAAAAGAGCUAAGGAAAGGGCUGAGCAUGCCCAGAGAAUGUCUGUUGCUAAACCAGGCACAGGUGCGAAUAAACGUCACAAGGUGAAGCUUCAUCCAGCUCAACCACCGACCAAGAAGGUCAGAUCAGCGCCAUUAUCCAAACACACUCCUGAGAGUGUAGAGAAAGCAUUUGAACAGCCUGCUGGUCAGCCCAAGAAGAUUGAGUUCAAGCUUACAGAGGCAAUCUCAAACAUAUUCGAGUCUGCAGCUUACAAUGAGAUGAGAGCUUCCAUUGCACAAGAGGUGGAAGGUUUUGGUAGAUUUGCACCUCCUGAAGAUCUUGAUGAUGACAAACAUGACGAAAAAGAAGAUGAAUCUGAUUCUGAAGAAAGCAACGAUUUUAUCUCGUCAGCGGAGUUACGAAGAAACAGAAUUAGUACCAAAGAAAUGCCUGAGUUAUCUGUUUUCAAGAAUUACAAACCAGGAGAUCCUACCUGUAGACUCUACAUUAAAAACCUGGCAAAAACUGUCGAUGAAAAGGAUCUUAAGUUCAUAUUUGGUCGGUACAUUAACCACAAUGUAGAGGAAGAAAAAGACAGGUGUUGUAUGAGGUUGAAUGCAGUGGAACCCUCCUUACGGCCACCUCGUUACUGAGGCCACCUCGUUAUUGCUGCCACCUCCUUAUUGCGGCCACUUUGUUCUGGUCCGAACAAAAGCUUAGUCAGUCAUUUUCUUAU
Molecule: messenger RNA, 3805 nt
Organism: Orbicella faveolata
Lineage: Eukaryota; Metazoa; Cnidaria; Anthozoa; Scleractinia; Merulinidae
Product: RNA-binding region-containing protein 3-like
Biological process (GO): mRNA splicing, via spliceosome
Cellular component (GO): U12-type spliceosomal complex
Molecular function (GO): protein binding; pre-mRNA intronic binding; U12 snRNA binding
Source: RefSeq, a predicted model, not a curated record